AUGCACCCGAUUUUACUGCGGAGGAUUGACGAGCAGCAUUCCAGACGUCAUAAAAGAAAAAUCAUCAAUUUUGACAGAUUUGCGUCUUUAAAGUGGAGCCUUACAAUACCGUUCACAUACGACCCCAACAAUGAAACAGCUCACACUGACUCUCAGAAGGAGAUAAUCCGCGAGGCAAUGACCGUAUGGGAAGAGAACACGUGCCUCAGGUUUCUGGAGUUAACGAGCGACGAGGCAGCGGCCAUGACCAGCGAGUACAUCUUUAUAACGGCGCGGAGCUCUGGUUGCUAUUCCUACGUUGGGAGAACAAAAAUAGCUCAGGACCUUAAUCUACAUAGCGCGUGCUUCUCCAUGACUGCACUGGGUACCAUAGUUCACGAAAUGGGUCACGCCAUUGGACUAUUUCACGAGCACGUGCGCUCAGACAGAGACCUGUAUGUUACUGUAGACCUCGACAGCACUAAACAGGGAUUUGAAGGGAAUUUUAUCCAACCCGAUGCAGGAAUGACGACAAAUCAUGAAGUCCCUUACGACUACGGUUCUGUGAUGCACUAUAGGGCCGUCGCGUUCAGCGUGGACGGUACAACGCCCACCAUACUAACCAACGACCCCCUGUACCAAGGCACCAUAGGCCAAAGAUGGCAGCUGUCCUUCAACGACGCUCUCAUUGUUAACAAGGCGUAUUGCGCGGAUGGUCUUGCGCCGCCAUAUUGUACGGAGCCAGAACCACCUGAAAUGGACGUGUGUGGCGGUACGGUUAUUUUGACAGAGGAAAACCCGAGGACUCUGGAAGUGAAAUCACCGAACGAAUACCCAUCCUUCUACAAACCAUUCACAAGAUGUAACUGGCUGAUCGAGGCACCUCCAGGCUACCUUAUACAAUUCCAAUUUAUACCCAAAGAAUCUUUCGUUGGACAAUUCGGAAUGUACACCACGGAUCUGCCUUGUAGUUCCUCGAGUAAACAGUGCUUUGAUUUUGUGGAGAUUAAGUACGACGCCAACGACUUCGGAACAACUGGACCAAGAUUUUGCUGCAGUGGAGAGCCGACGGCAGUGGUGACAUCCGUCACAAACAGAGCCCUCGUGUUGUUCAGAUCGUAUCUGCAGUUUUUCAUAUUAAUCGGCUUCCAGAUGGACGUCAGUAUAGCUGUUGGUAACGUCAGACAUUAA
Lingula anatina is the source of this 1170-nucleotide messenger RNA. RefSeq lists its product as uncharacterized. Gene Ontology annotation, molecular function: metalloendopeptidase activity. Gene Ontology annotation, biological process: proteolysis. The record is from RefSeq and is a predicted model, not a curated record. Lineage: Eukaryota; Metazoa; Brachiopoda; Lingulata; Lingulida; Lingulidae.